Messenger RNA from Habropoda laboriosa, 1011 nucleotides. RefSeq lists its product as uncharacterized. The coding region runs from base 112 to 978 and encodes 288 amino acids. The record is from RefSeq and is a predicted model, not a curated record. Lineage: Eukaryota; Metazoa; Arthropoda; Insecta; Hymenoptera; Apidae. The transcript is spliced from 3 exons.
GCACAGACAAUUACUUUCACGAGCCUCGCAUUCUUCCUGAGUUCAGGCCUCAAUACGGUUUCUGGUGCACCUGCUUACGGCCUUCGCACUGCCGUAUCCAACUCGAAUAAUAUGGACCGGUGGUUGCAACCGUGCGGUAAUCCAGUAGCGAUGCAGUUCAAGAGAAUGCCACAGCGGCACAGCGUGCACAGAACGUUGAAGAGAGUGCGGACGCAGCUUCGAGUCGCCCAGAAUCACUUCAGGAUGCAUUUAAAGGAUGUGCACGAGAUAUACUCGAAGGUGUACAAAGUGCUGAAGGGACAGUACAGAAUGCCUUGGCUCCCAGAGAAGGAAUUCGAGUGGUAUUCCAGGGAGGUUUUGUGUCUCGAAAAGGGAAAGAAAGCUGACCGUGCGCUUCCACAUCUUCACGAUUCACUCCAAAGGUUCGCCAUCACGUUCCAUCAUCUCAGAGCUUUCCGUCUGAAAUCUAAUAUUAACGUUGAUCUCACGAUGAACAGGAGGAACGAGAUCAUUAAUCAAAUGCACAAUGAAAUUCUUAGGGUAUUAUGCGAAGUAGAGACCGCCAUCUUAAAUCUAGGGUUGCAAUUACCCUCGGCGCAUACCGCUAAAAUUGUCACGGAAAGUUCAAACUGGGCAAAGGAGGGCGACUUAACUCUCAUGUUAAUUCAAGAUUGGGGCGUGAUCAGAUUGUAUCAGACAUUUUUAAACGCUUGGACGAAGGCCUUUCGUAACGCGACUGCCAAUGGACCAGGCACUUGCGACCCUAGCAAGCAGAAUCUAGUAGCGAAGAACAGUAAGAAGGGGUCUGGGUCAAAGGGUAAAAGGAUACCGAAGAUUAAGAAGCAAAAUAGGCCAAUUAGGAAGCGUCCAGUAGGCGCUGACCAUAAGAAUGGUAGUUCCUUGCCUCAGGGAUCAAAAAUCGGUAUUCCGAGGAACAGAUUGUUGAGGAACAAACAAAAGAAGCUCGCCGGGAUCUGAUGAAAUUCAUCGUGUACAGUGCUUCUCUUAAUU